AUGAGUGACCCGAUCCCCCCACGUCAAUACGUGCCUUUGACGUGCCACGGCCAUUCGCGUCCGGUACCACACUUGAGCUUUUCGCCGCUCGAGAAGGAGGAUGCGUAUUACAUGAUCUCAGCUUGCAAAGAUGGCAACCCGAUGCUUCGCGAUGGCCAAACGGGCGACUGGAUUGGCACCUUCCUUGGCCACAAAGGCGCUGUGUGGCAGGCGAGGCUGAGCCCCGACGCGACGACUGCGGCGACUGCUUCGGCCGACUUCACGGCGAAAAUUUGGGAUACGCACACGGGCGAGUUGCUGUACAACUUGAAGCACGAGCACAUUGUCCGUGCCAUUUCUUACCCGUUUGAUCAAUCUGGAAUGAUUGCCACGGGCGGGUACGAAAAGAAGCUCCGCAUUUUUGACCUUCACGACCACAAACUGCACAGCGAAAACUCACCCGGCAGCCCGACGCCGGUUACUCCCAUUACCAUCGAAACCGACAAGGCGUUCGAGAUUGGAGAGGGGACUCACAAGGAUACAAUCAAGUUCAUCGUCUGGGCGCAGGAUCCAAGUGUCAUCAUCACCGCUUCUGGGGACACACUCCGUUGGUUUGACCUCCCGUCGCGAAGCUGCAUUCGGGAGGUCAAGUUGGAGGGGGAGAUCAAGUCUUGCGAGCUUGUGUCUCUGGCGCGUUCGCACAGUGCUCCGACGGAUAUCGGCGGCGGUUUCCCUGUUCUUGCGGUGGCCGCGGGGAAGACUGCCUACUUUUGGAGCGGGAUCCGGGCCGAGGAUGACUUGAAGCAGAUCAAGUUGCCGCACGGGGUCGCGAGUGUGGGCCUCGAUUUGAAGGGCAGGAAGUUUGUGGUAGGGGAGGACCCGGGCACGUGGGCUCGGGUGUACAACUGGGACGAUGCCAAGGAGUUGGACCUCCACAAGGGCCAUCACGGGCCGAUCUGGUCGAUCACGUUUUCGCCGGACGGAAACUUGUAUGCGACCGGAUCGGAGGACGGUACGAUUAAGAUGUGGAAGAACUGCGAUGGGUUUUAUGGGCUCUGGCGAGGGGGCGUCUCGGGUAACGGCACAGACUAG
Molecule: messenger RNA, 1071 nt
Organism: Dichotomopilus funicola
Lineage: Eukaryota; Fungi; Ascomycota; Sordariomycetes; Sordariales; Chaetomiaceae
Product: WD40-repeat-containing domain protein
Exons: 2
Coding region: 1-1071 (356 amino acids)
Biological process (GO): spliceosomal snRNP assembly
Cellular component (GO): SMN complex
Molecular function (GO): RNA binding; protein binding
Source: RefSeq, a predicted model, not a curated record